Messenger RNA from Ricinus communis (castor bean), 1548 nucleotides. Its product is annotated as probable cysteine protease RD19D. Lineage: Eukaryota; Viridiplantae; Streptophyta; Magnoliopsida; Malpighiales; Euphorbiaceae. The transcript is spliced from 4 exons. The record is from RefSeq and is a predicted model, not a curated record. Gene Ontology annotation, molecular function: cysteine-type endopeptidase activity. The coding region runs from base 133 to 1278 and encodes 381 amino acids. Gene Ontology annotation, cellular component: lysosome.
UGACAUGCUCCAAACAAAGCUAAAACUGCAUGUUUAUAUAUCCAAGUAAAUUUUUCUUUUUCCCCCUCAAACCAGAACCCAGUGAGCAAGAACCCAAGGGCGCAAAGCCAGUGAAAUUUUAUCAAGAAAAAUAUGAUUCAAGAAAGGCCAACUGCUCUAAUAUUCACAGUAAUACCUCUUGCAAUCCUCGCCUUCACAACACUAACCCUAACAACCUCUGCAACUUCUGGGGAUGCCACCCUACAGGACCCAACAAUUCUCCAAGUCACAGAUGAUCCUUCUGUUACCCUUAGCAAUAGAAAGUUUCUGGGUACAAAUACAGAAGAGAAUUUCAAGAUGUUCAUGAUCAAGUACGAUAAAGAAUAUGAUACUAGGGAGGAGUACAUGCACCGCCUUGGUGUUUUCGCCAAGAACCUCAUCAGAGCAGCUGAGCAUCAGGUGCUGGACCCCACGGCCGUCCACGGGAUUACACCUUUCAUGGAUUUGACGGAGGAGGAAUUCGAAAGAAUGUAUACUGGUGUUGUUGGAGGUGGUGCGGUGGGUGCAGAGGGUGUAACUGCAACAUCCUUUUUGGAGACUGCUGGGUUGCCUUCGAGCUUUGACUGGAGGAAGAAGGGAGCUGUUACUGAUGUGAAGAUGCAGGGUGCAUGUGGAUCAUGCUGGGCUUUCAGUACUACUGGAGCUAUUGAAGGAGCCAAUUUUAUUGCAACAGGAAAGCUUCUCAAUCUUAGUGAGCAACAAUUGGUGGACUGUGAUAGAGUGUGUGACAUAAAAGAGAAGACUGCUUGCGAUGAUGGUUGCGGUGGAGGUCUCAUGACUAAUGCCUACAGGUAUUUGAUAGAGGCUGGAGGGUUAGAAGAUGAGAUUUCAUAUCCUUAUACAGGGAAACCCGGGAAAUGCAAAUUUGACGAGAAGAAAAUAGCUGUACGAGUUGUGAAUUUUACCAGUAUCCCUAUUGAUGAGAACCAAAUUGCAGCACAUUUGGUCCAUCAUGGACCUCUAGCAAUUGGAUUGAAUGCAGUCUUUAUGCAAACUUAUAUAGGAGGUGUCUCAUGUCCGCUUAUUUGCGGCAAGAAAUGGAUCAACCAUGGAGUUCUGCUUGUUGGGUAUGGUGCUAAAGGGUUCUCCAUUCUUAGACUUGGCUACAAGCCAUAUUGGAUCAUUAAGAAUUCGUGGGGAAAACGAUGGGGAGAAGAGGGAUAUUAUCGCAUUUGCAAGGGGUAUGGCAUGUGUGGAAUGGAUAGAAUGGUCUCCGCAGUGGUAACUCAAGUCUCCUGAAUCUUUGCCUCGGCCAGUUGAAUAAAAAGGGCGAGAAAAGUAAGGUGAAACUGUCUUGAUUAUUGAUCGUUAGGCCUACUUGAGGGGAUGGAAAAUGAGUUAUUAUAGAUGCUGCUGCUGCUGUUGUAGGAUCAAAUAUUAGCUAAUAACAAUAGAUACUUCUUUUCUCCUUCAAUAAUGGAAAGGUUUAGCUAAGAUUGCAGGGUUUACUACGCCAGAUGAUUAGAAAGAGAUUCAUGUUUAAUUAUCAAUUAUUUGUUUCGGUGUUUA